Messenger RNA from Oncorhynchus kisutch (coho salmon), 5541 nucleotides. RefSeq names its product serine/threonine-protein kinase/endoribonuclease IRE1a. Gene Ontology annotation, molecular function: protein serine/threonine kinase activity; RNA endonuclease activity; ATP binding. The transcript has 6 exons. Lineage: Eukaryota; Metazoa; Chordata; Actinopteri; Salmoniformes; Salmonidae. The record is from RefSeq and is a predicted model, not a curated record. Gene Ontology annotation, biological process: mRNA processing; protein phosphorylation; intrinsic apoptotic signaling pathway in response to endoplasmic reticulum stress. Gene Ontology annotation, cellular component: IRE1-TRAF2-ASK1 complex. The coding region runs from base 2389 to 5154 and encodes 921 amino acids.
CAUAAUAUCAUACUUUUCACAUCUUCGACUAUCAAAGUUUCCGUUAGACAUCAGAGUUUCUAUUCCUGAAACACAGUCACCUGACCAGCAGAUGUGGUUGGGUUUAUUAUCACAAUGACCAAAUAGAAGGAACAUUUAACUAUCAUUUACAUUGCUAAUGCUUAAUAGGAUAUCAUUUUUCCCUGUCUUGUUAGAUUAUCCUGCCAUCUAUCACUUCAUUGGAUUGGGAACAUUGCUGAGUCGUAAUAUUGGGGUCACUUAGAAAUGUCCUUGUUUUUGAAAUAAAAGCAAUUCUUUUUGUCCAUUACAUCAAAUUGAUGUUAUAUACAGAAAUACAGUGUAGACAUUGUUAAUGUUGUAAAUGACUAUAGUAGCUGGAAACGGCAGAUUUUUUCUGAAAAUCUACAUAGGAGUACAGAGGCCCAUUAUCAGCAACCAUCACUCCUGUGUUCCAAUGGCACGUUGUAUUAGCUAAUCCAAGUUUAUAAUUUUAAAAGGCUAAUAGAUCAUUAGAAAACCCUUUUGCAAUUAUGUUAUCACAGCUUAAAACUGUUGUGUAGAUUAAAGAAACAAUAAAUCUGUCCUUCUUUAGACUAGUUGGAGCAUCAGCAUGUGGGUUCGAUUACGGGCUCAAAAUGGCCAGAAACAACGUCAACAGUGAAGAGGCGACUCCGGGAUGCUGGUCUUCUAGGUAGAGUUGCAAAAACAAGCCAUAUCUCAGACUGGCCAAUGAAAAUAAAAGAUUAAGAUGUGCAAAAGAACACUGGACAGGGGAGCUCUGCCUAGAAGGCCAUUAUCCCGGAGUCGACUCUUCACUGUUCACGUUGAGACUUGUGUUUUGCGGGGUCCUAUUUAAUAAAGCUGCCAGUUGAGGACUUGUGAGGCCUCUGUACGCCUAUGUAGAUAUUCCAUUAAAAAUCUGCCGUUUCCAGCUACAAUAGUCAUUUACAACAUUAACAAUGUCUACACUGUAUUCUUGAUCAAUUUGAUGUUAUUUUAAUGGACAAAAAAUGUCCAUAAGUGACCCCAAACGUUUGAACGGUAGUGUACAGUGCCUUGCGAAAGUAUUCGGCCCCCUUGAACUUUGCGACCUUUUGCCACAUUUCAGGCUUCAAACAUAAAGAUAUAAAACGGUAUUUUUUUGUGAAGAAUCAACAACAAGUGGGACACAAUCAUGAAGUGGAACGACAUUUAUUGGAUAUUUCGAACUUUUUUAACAAAUCAAAAACUGAAAAAUUGGGCGUGCAAAAUUAUUCAGCCCCCUUAAGUUAAUAGUUUGUAGCGCCACCUUUUGCUGCAAUUGGGAGAACUUGCACAAACUCCUCCAGUACAUGUGUGCCAUGCUUGUAGCAUCAUACCCAAGAAGAAUCAAGGUUGUAAUCGCUGCCAACGGUGCUACAACAAAGGACUGAGUAAAGGGUCUGAAUACUUAUGUAAAUUUAUUUUUUAUACAUUUGCAAAAAUGUCUAAACUGUUUUUACUUUGUCAUUGUGGGGUAUUGUGUGCAGAUUGAUGGGGGAAAAAAACAUUUCAUUAAUUUUAGAACAAGGCUGUAAUGUAACAAAAUGUGGAAAAAGUCAAGGCACCUGAAUACUUUCCGAAUGCACUGUAAAUUAUUUUAAUAGCAGAACACUGUAAAGUCCUUCAUUCCUCUGAAGAGUAUGAAUUAGGCUGUUUGAGAUGAUUUGAAUCCUAAGAAACCUGCAUACACAUCGUUUGAAGUACAACAGACCAACAUUUCUACUGUAGUAGGUCAAAGCAGUAUUCUGGAAAACCUUGGACGGGCAUGGGUGAGGUAGGCAUGGUGAUGCCCAUGUGAAUUUAUUUUCUUUUUUUGACUUCGGACCAAUGCCUACUUGUUUUUAAUUUCAAUGGUUUAUUCACUGGAAGGUGAUUAUACAAUAUUAUAUAACAUUUCCACAUGCAAAAGGUGUCUUUCAAAAAUGUAAUUUGCGUUUCAAAUUGUGUUCAUUUAUUGUCCAGGGCAUGGUUUCCCAAAAGCAUCUUGCUAAGUUCAUCGCUAGAACCUUCGUAGUCUCAUCGUAAAAUCUCAGACCCGACACUUGUUAUUUACCGACUUUCUCAAACCUCUAGUAGAACAGCUAACUGGGUCGUUAGAUGCUUUUGUUUGCCCUUUGCAUCACUUUAUAAGCAGAAGUUCUCCACCAAACAUAGAAUCAAGACGUUUAUCUGUCUCUACGGCCGCCGAUAACUUCAGAACAAAGUUGACUACAGUACAACGUUACCAAUGUCUUUGCAAUUGUUAUGAACAAGAAUAAGGUUAAGCAAGGCUUAUAUGACUGUACCUGACUUAACAUUUUAACAGAGGUAAUAAUAGAGAUGUCAUCCCACAGAUCUACUGAACCUGUAGAAGCAGAUGUUUGAAGAAUGAAUAUCGUCCCAGGUCAAAUCCAGGUCCAAUUUGUACAGACAGUGCAUGGGGUGCAAAGGCAAACAGAUCCCAUUAUAAAGUGCAUUAUUGACAGGAAGUUGGAGAAACUAAAGAAAUUGAUCAGAGGUGGCAAGGACUUGAAUGGACUGUACCCUUGUGCUGAGUGGAAGGAUGAUGUUACCCCUUUAAUUGCUGCUGUUGCAUUUACAAAUGACAAUAUUUGUACAUUUCUUCUGAAAGAAGGUGCUGACCCCAACAUCCAAUCAACAAAUAGUUGGGUUCCUUUGCAUUAUGCCGCAAUGUCAAAAGCUCCUGUCAGUUUAGUGAGUAGAUUAAUCGCAGCAAAAGCAGAUCCAGAAGGGGCACCAAUCCAGAUGUUAACUCCACUUCAAUUGGCGGCUAACAAUGACAGAGAAGACAUUGUGAAAGAGUUGAUGAUGUCUGGAGCAUUUGCUGAAAGAAAUCUCAAAGCAUAUCCCGCUACUGACCAAAAGAUAGCAAGCAUGAUUCAGAAAUUCUCUUCAGAGAGUGAGAAUUUUGUCAAAUUGAAGAUUUUUUAUGAUUUUUCUUGUGCAGUAGGACUCAAAUCAGUGGAGGAUGUUUUCAAUGAAUAUGGCAAACACAUGCUGGUGGUGAACCCUGUGAAUCAUCUCACACUAUAUGACAUGUCUUUUAACGCCAUUGGACAAAAUGCGGAUCAGUAUCGUCAAGCAUCCAUAAAGUGGCUGAGAGAAUCUCAGAAAAUUGAUCUCUACAUUGAGGAGGCAACCAAUCGUUUGUCUAAAAUUCCCAAACAUUUACAAGAUAUGGUAGUGAAUUGCUUGACAGCUGUUUUUAACAUUAUGAAAGAAAUAUCUCUUGGACUGUCACUGGUAGUAAUACCCACUCUUCUGAAAUACCUCACACAUGAAUCCAAAAGUACCCCUCAAGGACUAAAUCGCAACAUUUCAGUUGUCAGACUACUGUAUGUGAUUACUCAGAAAGCUCCAAAUCACAAACAUGGCUGGACCCUCCCUUUUGUUGAGGAGUUAUGCAAGAGGAUCAUCUCAUUCACUGAUCAAGCAUAUCUCGCCAAUCCUCAGACCUCAAGCUUAGCUGUUUUAACUUUUGGUCUGCUUGCAGAUCUUUACACCUUCGAUUGUGUACCUGCGAUUAUCACAUCGCGAGGGAUAACCUCUGUGCCGGAGAAAAUACUUGUUACUGCCGAAAUGGAGAUGGAUGAAGAUCUGAAAGAAAAGCUAAGGAAAUUAGAUGUGUCCCUACGAAGUCCAGUCCCACCAACGGAUACAACUGAACAAUUGCAGGGAAUGAAUCUGUCAAAGAAGAAGAAGAAGAAGAAGAAGAAGAAGAAGAAGAAGACAAUUCAGGAAGAGUUGUCGGUAGAGAAAAGUACACCUGACAUGACUGAGAAGCCAGAUCUUGAUGCUUCAUCAAUUCCAGUUGAAGAAUCUGGUGUACAUGGUGAACAUUCCAGUGUUAAACCAUUUCCCUCCACCACCGACGAAUUGAAACCCCGGAAAUGGCACAAAGUUAGUGAGCGGUGGAGGCCUCAGUUGGAGGAACUCAGCAACAUAGAUGCAGGCAAGGUUUACAGAUUGGGAAAUCUCAAUCUUGUCGUACAUCCGGAUUUCCAAAUAGCCAAAGGAAGUGAUGGAACUGAAGUCUUUCUGGGCUUGAAGGAUGAUGGUACUGAGGUGGCCGUGAAGAGAAUGCUCAAGUCAAACUAUCAAGAUCUGAAGAGAGAAGAGGGUUUUUUAAGAUUACCUCAGCUGGAUAGUCCCUGCAUUGUGAGAUAUGUGGACUUUGCAGAGGACGAGCACUUCGGUUACCUUGUUCUUCAGCUCUGUGAAUACACCCUUGAUGAAUAUAUCAAAGACCACCUACCAGAGGACAAAACCCCUGUCCUGAAGAAAAUAGUGCACGAGGUGCUCUGCAGUCUAAGCGUUCUGCAUAGUCGAAACACAAAAAUUCUGCACCGGGAUAUCAAACCCCAGAAUGUUUUAAUAGAUGUUACAGGCAGAGCGAGAUUAGCCGAUUUCGGUAUAAGUCGACAAUUGAACAUGGGACAAACAACUCUACAUACAAUCAGUGCAGGAACAAAAUGUUGGAAGGCCAGAGAAACGUUAGAUGAAGACAGUGGGAUCGGAUAUAAGAGGAGCACCGAUAUUCAGGUGGCCGGGAUGUUAAUGUAUUACAUCAUCUCUGGUGGACAUCAUCCAUUUGGCAAAGGCAUCCAUUGUGAAGUUAACAUUUUUCAAGGGAAGUACACACUGGAACAUGUUGAGGAUGAAGUGGCCAAGGACCUCAUUGAGUGGAUGAUCAAUGAAGACCCAGAGAAGAGACCUACAGUGGAGGACACACUGGCCCACCCAUACUUCUGGCCAGAGGAGAGGAGAGUGGAGUACUUACGAAAAAUUGGUAACGAGAAGGAAGCAGAGAACUGUCGCAAAGCAGACCCAGGACUCCUUCAUGCUUUGGACCAGUGUGCUGAGGCGAGGUCGUUCACAAAGUGGAAGUCCAAGAUACCGCCUGAGUUGAUGAACAAGUUGGAUGGUAAAAAGAAGCCCUACCCAGACAACACAUUGGGUUUGUUGCGCUUCAUACGCAACCUUCAUGAGCACUACAUUGAGGAUGUGGAUUCGGUUGACAUAUUGACAAUGUUCCCUGAUCUCUUUGGAUGCGUCUACAAGUUUGCGAAGAAAAAGGAGUCGAAUUCAAGAAGUAGUCUGAAGAAAUGGUUUCACAGAGAAGAUGUAAGAUAAUGAUUCUGACAUCUGGAAGAUUAACACUGACUAACUUCUGAAAUCUUGGCUUGACUUUUCUGUUGCCAUUAAAUGACUCACUAGUGUAAGUGUUAGAUGAAUGUUCUUUAGAGGAAAUCAAGAGGCUAUGCAGCACUCUGCCUCUGUUUACCUACUUGGUGUUUUGGCCAUUUUCUUACAUCAUAUAACAGUACUUAUCUCAUAAGCUAACAUGAAUGUGAAAUGUAACGAUACUUCGUAAUAUUAUUCAAUUUGCCUCAGUUUAUUUUAUUCAUGGUUUAUUUACUGUAUGUAUAAUAGCAAUGACACAUACUGUACCUACAUACAACUUCUCUGUUGAAAAGUAUUGUAACGAGCUGAAUCUAUUAAUAAAGAGUAACAUCUGAA